Molecule: messenger RNA, 4790 nt
Organism: Argiope bruennichi
Lineage: Eukaryota; Metazoa; Arthropoda; Arachnida; Araneae; Araneidae
Gene: CPSF1
Product: cleavage and polyadenylation specificity factor subunit 1-like
Exons: 37
Coding region: 296-4669 (1457 amino acids)
Cellular component (GO): mRNA cleavage and polyadenylation specificity factor complex; nucleus
Molecular function (GO): nucleic acid binding; protein binding
Source: RefSeq, a predicted model, not a curated record
AACAACAUACUUUUGGCAAAAUGGAGUUUGUUGUUUGAUAGUUUUCAACCGGUGUAUUGUAAAAUAGCAUUAAAUAAUUUGCUCAAGAUAAGUCAAUGCAAUAUAUUUGACAGAAGUAAUCAGAUUUAAUGUAGAAAGUGUAAUCAAAAUUUAAAGGUGGCAAGCAUAUACAUGGAUUUUAGAAAAUUGAGUUUCUAGCAGUUCCAGCAUAAUUAAUAAAAAAAAUUUCAAAAUGGGGACAAUGAUUAUGGAAAUAUUUUAUAAUUAAGGUUUGUGCAGAAAAAAAGGGGCAAAAAUGGCUACAAACAUUUAUUCUUUUUAUAAACAAAUGCAUCCACCAACAACAGUGGAGCAUUGUUUAUAUUGCUAUUUCUACAAUUCUUGGGAACAAAAUUUACUUGUUGCUGGAGCAACUGUAUUGCGCAUAUAUCGACUAACUCCUGAAUCUGAAGUGCCGACAAGUGGCGAACCCAAAUUAAAAUUAGAAUGCAUUCAGGUGUUUCCUUUGUUUGGAAAUAUAAUGUCAAUAAAAGCUGUAAGACUAGCUGGUUCACCAAGAGACGCUCUUCUUCUUAGUUUCAAAGACGCAAAAUUGUCAUUAGUUGAAUAUGAUCCUUCAACUCAUGAUUUGAAAACUCUAUCUUUGCAUUACUUUGAAGAAGAAGAUAUGAAAGCAGGAGCAACCCAUCAUCCAUUUGUUCCAGAAGUAAGAGUAGAUCCUGAUGGCCGCUGUGCAGCAAUGGUUGUUUAUGAGAGAAGCAUUGUUAUUCUUCCAUUUCGUAAAGAUACUAUUACAGAAGAACCAGAAAUAGCUGUUGGAAGUGCACACAUUCCCUUUGGCGUUAAAACACCAGUACUUGCUUCUUAUACUAUAAAAUUUUCUGAUAUUGAUGAAAAAGUCAAUAAUGUUAAAGACUUCCAAUUCCUGCAAGGUUAUUAUGAACCUACUUUAUUAUUAUUGCAUGAACCACUAAGGACGUGGCCAGGGCGCACUGCUGUGCGACAUGAUACAUGUGCUAUCUUGGCAUUAUCUUUAAAUCUCAAUCAAAAAGUUCAUCCUGUUAUUUGGACUGUCACUGGAUUACCUUUUGAUUGCUUGUAUGCAAUGGCUGUUCCAAAGCCCAUAGGUGGAGUUCUUCUUGUAGCUGUAAAUUCAUUGCUCUACCUUAAUCAAAGUGUUCCACCAUAUGGAGUUUCUUUGAAUAGUUUUACUUAUGAAAGUACUGAUUUUCCAUUAAAACAACAAGAUGGAAUAAAAUUGUCAUUAGACUGUUCAUCAUCAGCAUUUAUUUCAUAUGAUAAACUUGUGAUAUCUUUGAAGGGAGGAGAAUUGUAUGUACUGACUCUUUUCAAUGAUGGAAUGAGAAGUGUGCGAGGUUUCAAUUUUGAUCGAGCGGCUUCCAGUGUUAUAACAACUUGUAUGUGUGUAUGUGAAGAAGGAUACUUGUUUCUUGGUUCACGAUUAGGAAAUUCAUUACUUCUUCGAUAUACUGAAAAAGUUGAUAAUGCUGUUCAAGAAGUCAAAAUAGAAGAAAAUUCAAUCAAACAGAAUUCAACAGAGGAGCAAAAUGGAGAGGCCAAUGAAGAAUCAGCUGCUAAGAAAGCUCGUCUAGAUAAUAUGGAUGAUUGGAUGGCUACAGAUGUAAAUUUAAUAGAAGAUCCUGAGGAAUUGGAAGUGUAUGGAAAUUUAGAACAGACUACAAAGCUAGUGACAUCCUAUACAUUUGAAGUUUGUGACAGUUUAUUAAAUAUUGGGCCAUGUGGAAGAAUAUGCAUGGGAGAGCCUGCAUUUUUAUCUGAAGAAUUUUCUGGAAAUGCAGAUCAUGAUCUUGAACUUGUCACCACUUCUGGAUAUGGAAAAAAUGGAGCUUUAUCUGUUUUACAGAGAACCAUUCGGCCACAAGUUGUCACAACUUUUGAAUUGCCUGGUUGUGUUGAUAUGUGGACUGUCGUCGGGCAGUUGUCUGAUGCUGAGAAUUUGGAAGAAAAAUUACCAGAGGCAAAAGAAGAAAUCACUGAAGAAAAUCAAAAUAAGCAGAGUUUGCAGAAUUCUCAUGCAUUUUUAAUAUUGAGUCGAACUGAUAGUAGUAUGAUUUUGCAAACUGGUCAAGAAAUCAAUGAAUUAGAUCACAGUGGAUUCAGCACACAAGCACCUACUGUGUUUGCUGGCAAUAUUGGGAAUAAUCGAUUUAUAGUUCAAGUUUCUCAAAUGGGUGUUCGUCUUUUACAAGGUUCACAACAGGUUCAGCAUAUCCCAUUAGAUGUAGGAUCUCCUAUUGUUUGGGCUACAGUGGCAGAUCCUUAUGUUGUCAUCAUGAGUGGUGAAGGUUUGGUUAUACAGUUGUAUCUUAAGGCAGAUGAUUUUGGAACUGGAGCACGGCUGCAUGUUUCCAGACCCCAACUUGCUCAAGUGAAAUCCCGAGUGUCAUCUUUAUGUGUUUAUAAAGAUAUCAGUGGUUUGUUUAAUACAUCGCCAAGAAAAGAACCAGAAGAAACUUCACAAGUAACAAACACUAUUGCUCCUGUGAUAAAUGUUGCUGAUGUUUUGAAAAUAAAUCCUGAUGCUAUUGAUGAUGAGGAUGCUUUAUUAUAUGGAGACGUUGUAACACCUGUUGAAAAGGUUGUUGAUGAAGUGAAAGCACCUGGAAAGAAACCAAGACAAAAAAUCGAAGUCAAAGAAUACCCUCCUACAUUUUGGUUAUUUAUUGUACGAGAAAAUGGCAUUUUAGAGAUAUACAGUUUACCUACUUACAAACUAUGUUAUUUAGUGAAGAAUUUUCCCAUGGGACAGAAGUAUUUGGUCGACAGUGGUCAAGCAACUUCAACAUUACCAAGUGCUUCUGAAAAAUCUUCAGAGAAAUUGCAUGAAGCCUUACCAAUUAUUCAUGAAAUUUUAGUUGUUGGUUUAGGCAUUCGAAAUUCAAGACCUAUGUUACUGGCUCGUGCUGGUGAAGAUUUACUUAUAUAUGAAAUUUUCCCUUUUUAUGAAAUUGAAAUAGAAAAUCACUUAAAACUGAGAUUUAGAAAGGUUAAUCAUGAGCUUUUAACUCGAGAAAGGAAGUUAUUCAAAUCAAAGAAAAAUGAAGAACCUGAAUCUACUCCUCUCUGCAAACGUUGGCUGCGUUAUUUUGUAGAUAUAUCAGGCUAUAGUGGGGUGUUUGUGUGUGGUGCAAAUCCAUAUUGGUUGUUCCUCACUGCUCAUGGUGAACUAAGAAUUCAUUCAAUGACUAUUGAUGGUGCAGUUACAUGCUUUGCACCAUUUCAUAAUGUGAACUGUCCAAGGGGUUUCUUGUAUUUUAACAAACAGGGUGAAUUGCGCAUUUGUGUUUUGCCUACUCAUCUCAACUAUGAUGCUCCUUGGCCCGUGCGCAAAGUGCCUUUACGAUGCACUCCUCACUUUAUUAAUUAUCAUCCCGACACAAAAACCUAUUGUAUUGUUACCAGCAGUUUGGAAGCUUGUUCAAAACUUGUGCGAUUUAAUGGAGAUGAGAAGGAAUAUGAAGCCAUUGAAAAGACUGAUGAACGGUAUAUAUUCCCAAUGACAGAAAAGUUCAAUAUGCAAUUAUUUUCACCUGUGAGUUGGGAAGUCAUACCCAACACAUUAAUGGAAUUUGAUGAAUGGGAACAUGUAACAAAUGUCAAGAAUGUUAUGCUUGCAUCUGAAGGUACUCGGAGUGGUUUGAAAGGAUACAUUGCUGUGUCGACUAGUUAUGCUUAUGGUGAAGAUGUGACAAGCAGAGGACGGAUCAUAAUUUUAGAUAUUAUCGAUGUUGUUCCUGAGCCUGGUCAACCUCUCACCAAAAAUAAAAUGAAGACUGUUUAUAGUAAAGAGCAGAAAGGUCCUGUGACAGCAAUUUGUCAAGUUUCUGGCUUCCUUUUGAGUGCCAUUGGACAAAAAAUUUACAUCUGGCAGUUAAAAGACAAUGAUUUGAUUGGUGUUGCAUUCAUAGAUACACAUAUCUAUAUUCAUUCAGCAAUAUCUAUAAAAAAUCUAAUAAUCGUGGCUGAUAUUUAUAAAUCAAUCUCUCUUCUAAGAUAUCAGGAAAAUAGUAGAACUUUGUCACUUGUUAGCAGGGAUGUUCAGCCAUUAGAAGCAUAUGGAAUAGAAUUUCUUAUCGAUAAUGCACAAGCUGGCUUCUUAGUAUCGGAUGUUGAGAAAAACCUGGUAGUAUUUGCCUAUUGUCCAGAGGCCAGAGAGAGUUUUGGAGGAUCAAGACUUCUUCGUAAAGCAGACAUGCACCUUGGCUAUCAAGUAACAUCAUUUUUUAGGAUAUGUAGUCGUCUUGGAGAUUUAGCAAAUUAUGAUAAGCGGCAGGCUGCUAUUGUUGAAAAGAGACAUAUCACAAUGUUUGCCACAUUGGAUGGAGGGUUAGGUUAUAUUUUACCCAUUUCUGAGAAAACAUAUAGAAGGUUACUAAUGUUGCAAAAUGUUCUAGUAGUGAACAUUCCACAUACAGCGGGUCUCAAUCCAAAAGCUUUUAGGUUAUAUAAAAGUCAACGGAAGUUACUACAAAAUCCUCAUAAGAAUAUUCUAGAUGGAGAUUUACUGACCAUGUUCUUAAAUCUUUCCAUUUCAGAAAAAAAUGAAGUUGCAAAACGCAUUGGCACUUCUUCUGACCAGAUUCAUGAGGAUUUACUUGAAAUACAUCAAUAUACAUCAUAUUUUUAAAAGGAAGAAAUCCUUUUAAACUAUGUUAUAAGGAACUUAAAAACAGCAUUUUAAAGUGCAUUGCGUUGUACUAUCUUCUGUAUUAUAUUUUGUCAUGAAUUUCAUUUUAUAAAGCAAUUCA